Messenger RNA from Pelobates fuscus (common spadefoot toad), 1961 nucleotides. RefSeq names its product UTP15 small subunit processome component (gene UTP15). NCBI's taxonomy places the organism in Eukaryota, Metazoa, Chordata, Amphibia, Anura, Pelobatidae. Bases 168 to 1748 code for a protein of 526 amino acids. Gene Ontology annotation, molecular function: protein binding. Gene Ontology annotation, biological process: positive regulation of transcription by RNA polymerase I; rRNA processing. The transcript is spliced from 13 exons. The record is from RefSeq and is a predicted model, not a curated record. Gene Ontology annotation, cellular component: nucleolus.
GGACAAGAUGGCGGCUUGCAUGGGAAGUUCUGGCAACGUGACUCCGUGAUCCCAGCGCGACUCGGAAACCAGCGGCGGAGGGCAGAGCGCGGGCAGCGGGCUGAAUUCAUGGUCUUUUGAAGAAUCAAAUUUACCUACCUUGGGGCACAUUUCGUAGCAAAGACAAAAUGUCUAGCUACAAGCCUGUAGCGAUCUCUUCCUUCCCCAAACUUGGUGAAAAGAUAACGCAAGAUACCCUGUACUGGAAGCGUUACAAGACACCAGUUCAGAUUAAAGAAUUUGGUGCCAUCACAAAAAUACACUUCUCGCCUAUACAGCCAUGUAACUUCGCAGUCACAUCCUCUACUAGGAUUCACGUCUAUGGGCAGUACUCUCAAGAACCUAUAAAAACCUUCUCCCGCUUCAAAGAUACCGCUUAUGGUGGUACAUAUCGAGAUGAUGGGAAGCUGCUUGUCGCAGGCUGUGAAGAUGGAGUUGUUCAGCUCUUUGACAUCAAUGGAAAAGCUGCUCUAAGACAGUUUUACGGUCAUAACAAAUCAGUACAUUUUGUGGACUUCACAUCUGAUAAGUAUCGGAUAGUGUCCGGUUCUGAUGAUUAUUCUUCCAAGAUUUGGGACAUUCCAAAUGGAGCUCAAAUUGUAAACUACAAGGAGCAUACAGAUUAUGUGCGAUGCGGCUGUACCAGCAAACUGAAUGAAGAUCUAUUUGUAACCGGGUCAUAUGAUCAUACUAUCAAAGUGUUUGAUACGCGAACGGAAAAGAGUGUGUUGACAAUGGAUCAUGAGCAGCCAGUAGAAAGUGUGCUUCUUUUUCCUUCUGGGGGCCUUCUUGUUUCAGCUGGUGGACGAUAUGUCAAAGUCUGGGACAUGCUGAAAGGUGGCCAAUUACUCGUGUCAUUAAGAAAUCAUCACAAAACCGUCACUUCGUUGUGUCUAAGCAGCUCUGGUCAGAGGCUGUUGUCUGGCUCCCUCGAUCGGCACGUGAAGAUCUACAGCACAAUGAAUUAUAAAGUAGUUCACAGUUUUGAUUAUGCAGCCUCCAUUCUAAGCCUUGCGUUGGCGCCGGACGAUGAAAUGAUUGUGGUUGGAAUGACCAAUGGGGUGUUAAACAUUAAACACCGGAAACCCGCAGAGAAAAUUACCUCUGAAACUACCAAAAAGAGGCACCCACGUUACAGGAUGUUUGUCCGCGGCAAAGACUACAUGCCCAAACAGGACGACAUUUUUAUCAGUAAACCUGUAAGGGAACACUUAAAGAAAUACGACAAAUUGCUGAAAGGUUUUGAAGUGUCAAAGGCCCUUGAUGCAGUUUUGGAGGCUCCACUUCGAAUCCAGAGGCCUGAAGUGACUGUAGCUGUUAUGAAUGAACUGAAGCGAAGAAGAACACUUAAAAAUGCUCUAGCCGGACGGGAUGAAAAACAACUCAACCUCCUUCUCGCCUUCCUUCUGAAAAAUCUAGUAGAACCAAGAUUUGGUCCAAUCUUAGUCCAUGUGGCAGACCAAGUCAUAGAUAUCUAUGGACCAAUUUUUGGAAAGUCUCCGUUAAUUGAUAAGCAGUUUCUAAAGCUCCAAGAACUACUCGACAAAGAAAUCAAUUACCAAGAAGAGCUGCUAGAAGUUUUAGGCAUGAUGGACACUCUCUUUGCAACAAUGACUAUGAAAAAGGAAACGUCCCUUGCAGUAGACAAACCAGUUGAUGUUCUAAAGCCUGUGCAGAGCAGCCAACCUGCUCCCAUGCAAACUGUCUGACCAGAGACUUCUAGCAAAUGACUUUAACACACGUUUUUGUACCACUUUUUAACAGUUACCUGGUGAAAACAUUCAGCCUAUGCAAAUAUCUUAUCAGCAAAUGUUUCUUUUCGGUUAGAAAAGGAAGGCAAAGACUCGUAUUUGUACAAUUUUAAAGACUGUUCUUGUUCAGGGUACCCAAUAUGUUUUUACAUAAAGUAUCGUUUUCUGAAA